CGCUAGAUUGAACUUCUUGCGUGUUCUUGCGCGGUUUAUCUUUUCUCCUUUUUUCUUCAAUGUGAAAAGAAAAAGAGGAAAGCUGAACUGCGCAAAAAAGUUUUUAGCGUUCAAGUCCAUGGCCUAUGGAUGUGGAAAAGGAACAAACCCAAUCAUUAAUCAUAACAAACUACAUUGAGCGAUAUGAACUGCAUGUGGAUUUAAAAUACCGAGUCGCCGUCGUCCGGCAAUCAUGAAUUCGAAGAAGACUAUAACCUUUGGCAAGAUCAGUGCCAAUUUAGAUAAACCGGAAUCAGAGGCACCGGUCGAGACUUUCAGCUCUGGGGGAUUCGGUACUUUCGGUAAAAAACGCGAGGAGAACAAUGUGAAGAAGAUGGACGAGAUCAAGCCGGAGGACGAGGAGGAGACCCAGAAUAUGCAGAAGAUGAUGGGUAUCACGGGCUUUGGUAAAAAGGCCAAGUCCUUCGACGUGCAGGAGAUGAUGGAGAACAUCACCAGAACCAUCAACAGCAAUAAGGCAAGCACGAUCGAGAAAGAGAAACCCAGCGAGAUCGCGGAAUCUAAAAAGGACGAGAUGAGCGACGACGAUGACGACGACGACGAUAUCAUUGGUCCACCUAUACCAUCUCUGAUACCCGUCACUUCGGAUGCGACUAAGGAUUCGAAUGCAGAAAAGAAAGAUGAGGAGAAAAAUGAAAGCGAAGAUGACGAUGACGAAGAAUUGUCUGAAGAGGAAGAAGAGGUAACAUUAAGAGACAAGAUUCCCUGUUCUCACGAAGUCUCAAUGACUCACGGCACAAAAGCUGUGAUCGCCAUCGCCGCGGAUCCAUCCGGAGCUCGACUAGCCUCUGGUUCCAUUGACUACGACGUCUGCUUCUGGGAUUUCGCCGGCAUGGACACAUCUAUGAAGAGUUUCAGAACAUUGCAGCCUUGCGAGAAUCAUCCUAUUAAGUGCUUGCAGUAUUCCAUGACCGGGGACGUGAUACUGGUGGUCUCGGGCGCGGCGCAGGCUAAAGUCCUGGAUCGGGAUGGCUUUGAGAAAUGUGAGACCGUCAAGGGCGAUCAGUACAUCACGGAUAUGGCGCGCACAAAGGGUCACACCGCCAGUCUGAACAGCGGCUGUUGGCAUCCGUUCACCAAGGAGGAGUAUCUGACCUGCUCUCAGGACAGCACCUGCCGAAUAUGGAAUUUGUACAGGCCGCGCGGACACAAGAGCCUGAUAAAAUGCCGUGCGCAAAACGGCGUGAAGACCAUCCCCACCACGUGCGCUUACAGUCGGGAAGGCGCAGCCGUUGCGUGCGGCUGUAUAGACGGCUCGAUUCAGAUGUGGGACCACAGGAAGAAUUUCGUGAAUCCGUCCCUCGUGCUGCGCGGCGCGCACGCAUCGUCCAGCGAGGUAUCGAGCCUGAGUUUCUCGUACCUCGGGCAGCUGUUGGCAAGCCGGGCCUGCGAUGACACUCUGAAAUUAUGGGACUUACGGGCAUUCAAGGCGCCGAUCUUCGAAGCCAAGGGAUUGUUCUCGCGUUACGACACCACGGAUUGCAUGUUCAGCCCUGAUGACUCGAUGAUCAUCACCGGGGAAUCCUUGAACAAGGGAAAGACGACCGGUAGGGUGCUACUCUACGACAGCAAGACGUUUGACCUGAUCAGAGAGAUCCCUGUGACAAACUCUCAUGUGAUAAAGACUCUGUGGCACCCAAAGUUGAAUCAGGUGUUCGUCGGCUGUGGCAACGGCAUCGUCAAGGUGUACUACGAUCCCAAAAAGAGCAUGAGAGGCGCCAAACUGUGCGUUGUCAAGACGCACAUGAAGCAGAAGCACAUCGAAAUAAUGUCCACCCAGCAGAUCAUAACGCCCCAUGCGCUUCCCCUGUUCCGUCAGGACAGGCCCAAGUCGGUUCGCAAGCAGAUGGAGAAGGACAGGCUCGAUCCGGUAAAAUCGAGGCGUCCAGAUCUGCCCAUUACCUCCGGUCAGGGCGGUAGAGUGGCAUCCUCUGGAGGAACGCUCAGCUCCUAUGUCAUACGCAAUCUCGGGUUGAGCAAACGGAUAGAGGAUGAUCAGGAUCCAAGAGAGGCCAUUCUGAAAUACGCCAAGAUAGCCGAGGAGGAACCGUACUGGAUCGCACCUGCAUACAAGAAGACGCAGCCGAAAACGAUUUUUCAAAACGACGAUCAAGAUAGCGGACCGAGUAAUAAGAAACAAAAAACUUAGAUUUAUAUGCGCCUUGUGUAUAUACAGAUUAUAUAUAAUACGUAUCGUGUAAUUAUAUGUAUCCAUGUAAAUAUAAUCGUGAUAUUUCUGCUCGUAGGAUGCACAAAGAGAAAAUGAAAACACUUUUAUUAUCGUGUCUUUUGAUUAAUUGGAGAGAAAUGUAACUUUAUCGGAAGCAUUACAUUGCAGCAUAUUGAAUAUUCUAUACUGGAAUGAUGCAUAUAAAAGGGGAUUUAUUCCUAUUGUCAAUUUGA
Monomorium pharaonis (pharaoh ant) is the source of this 2463-nucleotide messenger RNA. Its product is annotated as gastrulation defective protein 1 homolog. NCBI's taxonomy places the organism in Eukaryota, Metazoa, Arthropoda, Insecta, Hymenoptera, Formicidae. Gene Ontology annotation, biological process: regulation of DNA double-strand break processing. The transcript has 3 exons. The coding region runs from base 233 to 2209 and encodes 658 amino acids. The record is from RefSeq and is a predicted model, not a curated record. Gene Ontology annotation, cellular component: site of double-strand break; nucleus. Gene Ontology annotation, molecular function: protein binding.